Messenger RNA from Oncorhynchus nerka (sockeye salmon), 4960 nucleotides. RefSeq names its product microtubule associated protein 10 (gene map10). Gene Ontology annotation, molecular function: microtubule binding. Gene Ontology annotation, biological process: cytoplasmic microtubule organization; positive regulation of cytokinesis; mitotic spindle midzone assembly. The record is from RefSeq and is a predicted model, not a curated record. Lineage: Eukaryota; Metazoa; Chordata; Actinopteri; Salmoniformes; Salmonidae. Gene Ontology annotation, cellular component: midbody; cytoplasmic microtubule; mitotic spindle pole.
GACACCAGUUUGUUUCCACGGAGCUGAAGAAGCUUGUGGGUUAUCGGUGCUGACAGGCUAAUUUACGGAUUUUCUCCUCCAUUUCAGCUGUGAUUCUCUCGUAAAUUAUACAAAAACCAAACGUUGUUUUCUUUCUAAGGGGUCUGAUUGAUGUUUAACCAAUUCAUUCAACGAGGGAUCUCCAUUCAGAAUGGUAUCACUGGCAACUCUGGGCUGAGAGUGAAGCCGUAAAAUUCUUGUUGCUCGGACACCUGUCGCAAUGGCACAAUGACAGAGCAAUUAAAUAACAACGAAACUCUCUUUUCUUUCGAACUAUUGGUGGAAUAUAUCAGAAUAGACAAAACCAGAAAAUGUCUAAAUUAUUCAGAUGAAUUAGCCCUCGGUGUGAGACUACUGGACUUCCCAACUCUGCUCAUCUAUCAAUCAGAAACGUCUACUCCACUGCUAGAUCAACGGCACCAUGAGGACGAGGACAGUGAGAAGGAAAACCAGCUCUAUCAAGCCCACGACACGUUUAAAUACCCUUUCAACAAAGGCAAGUCGUGUUUGUUCAAAACCCACCUGGACUCCCUCCACACCCAUAUAUCUAACACUCCUCUGCAUGCCGUGGUCCUGGAUAUGAGGGGAGAGGUUCCCACGUUGAUAGGCAGCUCGAUGGUGUCUCUGGUCAGGUUGAUAGACUGUAUCAGGUGUGAUGUGGAGGUUCAUGGUAUCUCCUCACCCUCUUCCCAAGGAGAGAAAGGACUUGUUGAUUUAUUUAAUCUCAUGGGAGAGAAAAUAGGUGUUCUUUCUUUGGGAUAUAGUCUGUUCAGCCUGGGAAGUAGUUCAUUACCACAUAUACCUGAUAACAGGGUAUUGCCAGUUGGUAUUACACACGGGACGGAAUCUAUGAAACCAAUAGAACAUUUACAGGUCGAUCGUGGGAAAGGAACGAUGCAACCACUUGACUUGGACAUUGACAACAGGCCUUCCAAGGUCCUUUAUCAGAAUAUUCAUAUAAAUGACAAGCCCAGUGAGAUAGUGGUGUCAGAAGCACGGCAGACUGUUCCAGUUUCAACUGGCACUCAAACGGAACAUUCUAGAAGCAAGCAGCAUCACCGAACACUCAGAGUGGCUGCUAUCGAUGAGGAGCAUGAUGAGGGAAGCCUCUGUGUUCAGCCCCCACCUCUUUACUACAGCAGUUCUGUAGAACAACAACAGGAAAAUGAACCAGGCCACUACAGGGUGUUAGACAUGGAGUCUCUCAGGGUAGAGGAUCUGGACUCGGGGAAUGAGGAGACACCUGGUGAGACACAGGUUCCUGCUACAGACCACAGGUGUAGACAGAGACAGGAUGUGGUUAUGGAGUCUAGAGGCAGGGAAGAGAGGGGACAGCACCAACCCCAGCAGACGGCAUCUAUCUUAGGGGAGGCUCUGAGACCGUUCCCUCUAUUGAACACCUUGCUAGUUGAGCUCGCCCAGCUGAGUGGACAGAGUCAGACCCAGCUACAGCAGCUCUUCUCAGUCCACCCCAACCUAGCAUGGAUCUACAGGCCACUGACAGAGCCUUCUAAUGGACAGGCGGACUGGCCUCAGUCCCAGGGCCUACGAGACACCACAACAUCACCACAGAGAGGCAGGCAGUCUCCUUGCCCAGUGGUUCCCGAACUAUGGGUCGGACCUAGCCCCAGAGUGAAGAACAGGCCUCUUCAGGAACAAUGCAGCACUACCACACAAAGUUCUAUCAGAAAAACAAACUGGGAGAAUACAAUGAGUGGCAAUACAGUGUCCAAGUCCUCUCCCAAGAAGAAGUUAGGUUUUGGAAUGACAAAAACGUUCCGCCUAAGAAUGAAGCAGGUUCAACCUUGUGGGAUGAAAUGCCACCUCCGUGAGUGCAGAAAGCAACAGACAGACAAACAGACACUCAAGACCAAGGGUCAUAGCAGGAAGUCCAACAACACUAGGAGACAAACGGAUAAACCUAUAGAUGGGAGGAAGCUACUCAAUAGGAAUGAUAUUCUAAAUGAGGACAUUGUGACUUCGAUAAGUAGCCGAGACCGAGACCGACCGAGACAGAGACAGAGACAGAGACCGUGGACGGCAGGGAAACAUCUCAACAGGAACCCAGCAGGAACUAACAAACACAUUCACAACUAGUGUCAUGCAGAGGAGUUUUACUGUAAGAGAGAUGACUCCUCACAAAGAUUACCAAAACAGAAACCAUCAUCCCAUUCCAAGCAGGACAGUCACAGUAAACUGUGGGUGCAUAUUCCCAGUGUUGAUCACACAGAGGAGGUGUUACGGAGUGGAGAGUACGACCAUGCUGACUCUGACAGCGGAGGAGACGGAGAUGAGACUCCAAGAGGCUCCAAACCCAGACCACACCUUUUAGACUCUGGCCACAAGCCCCACAUGUCAGACACCAGAAGAAGCCCCAGACUCAAACACCCCCACUCAGCCUCCAGCAGUGAUAGGUUGGACAGUGUGGGGGCAGUAGAAUACCUGGAUGACUUCAGCAGUCUAGACCCUACUGAUGGUGACGGGUUCUCACCUUCAACUGACCUUCUCAGUAGCCCUGAACCUGUUUCAGGUAGGACUAGGGGGAGGAGCCCCGAGCCUGUUGGGGGUGGGAAGACUAGGGGGAGGAGCCCUGAACCUGUUGGAGGUGGGAAGACUAGGGGGAGGAGCCCUGAGCCUGUUGGGGGUGGGAAGACUAGGGGAGGAGCCCUGAGCCUGUUGGGGGUGGGAAGACUAGGGAGGAGCCCUGAGCCUGUUGGGGGUGGGAAGACUAGGGGAAGAGCCCUGAACCUGUUGGAGGUGGGAAGACUAGGGGGAGGAGCCCUGAACCUGUUUCAGACUAGGGGGAGGAGCCCUGAGCCUGUUGGGGGUGGGAAGACUAGGGGAAGGAGCCCUGAGCCUGUUGGGCGUGGGAAGACUAGGGGGAGGAGCCCUGAGCCUGUUGGGGGUGGGACCAGGGACAAGAGGAGGAGCCGAGUGUCAGGUGACCAUAACUCUGACGGCUCCAGUGUCUCAGAGAGAAGCCAGAGAAGAAGAGUGGCUCCGCCUCUUCCUGUUCCUGUUAAAGCUGAGACGUCUCCCCAGCGCUCCCUGAUGAACACACACGUCAUCAGACCUCGUACCCAGGCCUCAGUCCUUAGCGUCUCCUCUGACAACAGUGUUGGAGACACGCCUGCAUCCAUACACUCAGUCCACUCUAGAACUCAGCUGGCAGCAAGACCUUGUAGUGGAGGAGCCAUGAGGUCUGGUUCUGGGGCUAGAAGAACCUCAACCAACAGGCCUGGUGGCACUUGGUCUCAGGGAGCCAAGGGGUCUUUCUCUGAGAGUCUUAGAGCAUCAAGCCAACUCCGUGACAUCCAUACUGGCUACAUCCCCAAAGAACCCAAGGACAGAGCACCAGACAGGGGGUACUCUGUAGACACCCACACUGACUCCAUCCACACUAAGGACAGGGGGUCAGACAGGGGGUACUCUAUAGACACCCACACUGACUCCAUCCACACUAAGGACAGGGGGUCAGACAGGAGGUACUCUAUAGACACCCACACUGACUCCAUCCACACUAAGGACAGGGGGUCAGACAGGGGGUACUCUAUAGACACCCACACUGACUCCAUCCACACUAAGGACAGGGGGUCAGACAGGGGGUACUCUAUAGACACCCACACUGACUCCAUCCACACUAAGGACAGGGGGUACUCUAUAGACACCCAUACUGACUCCAUCCACACUAAGGACAGGGGGUACUCUAUAGACACCCACACUGACUCCAUCCACACUAAGAACAGGGGGUCAGACAGGGGGUACGCUGUAGACACCCACACUGACUCCAUCCACACUAAGGACAGUAGGUCAGACAGGGGGUACUCUGUAGACACCCACACUGACUCCAUCCACACUAAGGACAGGGGGUCAGACAGGGGGUACUCUAUAGACACCCACACUGACUCCAUCCACACUAAGGACAGGGGGUACUCUGUAGACACCUGCAUCUCUACUGAGUACAACUCCUCACCUGAGUCCCACAAGGCUGAAUAUAUAGAAGAGGAGCUAACUGAGGAGAGAGGAGAGGAGCUAACAGGAAGCAGGAGAGGAGCUAACAGGAAGCAGGAGAGGAGAGAGCUAGCUAAAGAAGCUAUAGAUGAACUGGGUUCUCUGGGGUUCAGUAAUGAGUAGCAACAUGUCUCUGAGCUGGUAGUUAACAAGCUCCCUGGAUACACCUUCUAGAAGACCCACAUGAAGAAUGUGCUUCCUAGGGACACAUGUAUCAAGCAUCUCAAGGACGUGCUGCUGAUCCAGGGUCAGAUAUUCCCUGUCCAUAUGAUCCUAAUUGUGAUAUUAAAGGCAAAACCAGUUCUCCUACUCUAAUGCUGUGUUUAUACGCACUAAUUGGUAUUUUCACCAAUCAGAUCAGUUCUGAAAAUGAUCUGAUAUGGAAAAGAUCCUAAGUGAUUGGUCAAAAGACAUAUUAGUGGAAAAGAUAUCAGAAUUGGGCUGCCUGUGUAAACACAGACCAUGAUGCUUGAUACAUAUGGGCCCUGAAAUAGUCCACAUCUGGUUUACUGAUAGAGCAAUGGUGUGGAGACAGAUAUUGUUAGUCAUUCUGAAUUUGGACGGGCGGGUUACUCCCAUUUUAAUAUCUCAUUCUGUACGGCACUAGACUAAACUGAAUGUAAUGUUGUGUCAAUCAUUCAUAAAUUCAAAGGGCUAAUUGGACUAAACUGAAUGUAAUGUUGUGUCAAUCAUUCAUAAAUUCAAAGGGCUAAUUGGACUAAACUGAAAGUAAUGUUGUGUCAAUCAUUCAUAAAUUCAAAGGGCUAAUUGAAUAAUUUACUUCCAUGUUAGACUAUUAACUGUGUGAGCGGGUUUGGGAAUUCCCUAAUAUGAAUACGUUAUCAAAAAGCAAGACUGUUUUAGUUUAAAAUGUCUUUCCCAAGUUAUUAAAAGGCUUCUGUUUUAUCUA